AUGUUCUUGCAACGCUCCGCCAUCGCCGUCGCCCGCCGGGCCGCCGUCGCUCCCCUCGCCAGACGCACUUUCGCGACCUCCAUGAUCCGCCGCGACGCCGCCCCCAGCUCCAGCUCUACCCCCGCCAAGAACUACAAGACCCUCUCCGAGGUCAAGGCUGAGGACGACCUCCUCGGUCCCGGUGCCAAGGCCGGCGAGAUCCCCACCGAUCUCGAGCAGUCCACCGGUCUCGAGCGUCUCGAGAUUCUCGGAAAGAUGGAGGGUGUUGACAUCUUCGACAUGCGCCCCCUCGACGCUUCCCGCAAGGGAACCAUGGAGAGCCCCAUCCCCGUCCGCUCCGCCGGUGACGAGCAGUACCUCGGCUGCACCGGUGCCCCUGCCGACUCCCACGUCACCAUCUGGCUGACGAUCUCCCGCGACCGCCCCGUCGAGCGCUGCCCCGAGUGCGGCUCCGUCUACAAGAUGGAGUACGUCGGCCCCACCGAGGACCACCACCACGGCCACGACCACGGACACGGCCACGGCUACGAGGAGCCCAAGACCUUUGCCGACUUCGUCAAGCCCGAGUACCGAUACCAAUAA
Messenger RNA from Colletotrichum karsti, 582 nucleotides. RefSeq names its product cytochrome c subunit. The record is from RefSeq and is a predicted model, not a curated record. Gene Ontology annotation, cellular component: mitochondrial envelope. Gene Ontology annotation, biological process: mitochondrial electron transport, cytochrome c to oxygen. NCBI's taxonomy places the organism in Eukaryota, Fungi, Ascomycota, Sordariomycetes, Glomerellales, Glomerellaceae. The transcript is spliced from 5 exons. Bases 1 to 582 code for a protein of 193 amino acids.